Messenger RNA from Trematomus bernacchii (emerald rockcod), 2402 nucleotides. RefSeq names its product high mobility group AT-hook 1a (gene hmga1a). Lineage: Eukaryota; Metazoa; Chordata; Actinopteri; Perciformes; Nototheniidae. The coding region runs from base 127 to 465 and encodes 112 amino acids. The record is from RefSeq and is a predicted model, not a curated record. Gene Ontology annotation, molecular function: transcription coregulator activity; DNA binding. The transcript has 5 exons. Gene Ontology annotation, cellular component: chromatin; nucleus. Gene Ontology annotation, biological process: regulation of DNA-templated transcription.
CUGUAGCCUAUAGAUCUGUGCAAGGCUUUUUAACCGGGUACAACCAGCCAGGCUUAAAGGAAACAUUUGGGUUAAAUUCAGUAAGAGACUAUAGCCAACGAUAAAGGUCCGAAAAGAUAAGAAAACAUGAGCGACAAGGGGACAGUCUCACCGAAAGAGGAGGCAACAGAGAAGAGGGGGCGUGGAAGACCCCGCAAGCAGCCCAAGGAAAAGACCACUGACGAAGCAAGUGGGUCUCCUGCUCCAAAGAGGUCCAGAGGACGGCCCAAGGGCAGCACAAACAAGACUGUCAUCAAGGCCAAAAAGGCAGCGGCUGCCGCAGCGGCUGCCGUAGCUGCCCCAGCUGCAGGGGCAAAACGCAGGGGAAGACCUAAGAAGGAGGAGAAGGAAGAAAAGGCAUCCCAGGAAUCAUCUGAGGAGGAGGAGGAGGAGGAGGAGGAAGAAGAAGAAGAAAACGACCAGUAAUUCACAACGCAUGCUACCUCACUCAACAUACUGACAUACUGUUAACUAGAACUGGGCUGUAUCUCCAACGCCAGUGCCACCACAUGACCACUGUUCACGACAAAGCCCCCCUUUGCCAAAAGGAGGCUUAACACAGUUCAAAUAUCAUGCAACAGCACUGGAUAGAACGAUGGACCUUGCUCAAGCAUAGAUCUAAGAAUUACAUGAAGGGUAACAGCCCUUUUCUUUACACGUCAUGUUAUCACAAGUCUUUUAUACUGGACAAGUGUGCUCUGAGGAGCCUGGAUUCCCCUAAAGAUGGUUUGUAAGACUCUCCUCCGCUUAAUGUUACUUAUGUGUUGUACCCGCAUCUGAGAUGGUAGGGCAUAUAGAUUUUUCUUCAUGUUUUGUACUGGACAAAGGUGAAUUUUACCUGUACUUACUGGUUUUAUUUUUUGUUUGUGUGAAGUGGUUAACCUAUCCCUUGCAACAUAUUAUAGAUGGAGUUGAGCUUUAGUGUUUAGGAUGAGAAUAGGUAAAAGAUGGUAGAAGUGUGUUUUUUUUCAUUUCUGCAUAACUGAUUUCUCCCUACCCCACCAGUAGAGCAGAAUCAUCCUUAACCGGUCCUUUAGGAAAUUUUAGAUAAGGGUUAUGCUUUACAAACUUCGUCGCCGGUCCUUGGCGUGCAGUGGGGAGAUGUAAAGUGUAUCGCUGGUCUGAUUUACUUACUGUUUUGUUCCUUCGGGUUACAUACAUUUAUAAAAAAACAUGAGUGUGCUGCUUUUCAUGAUAUAAUACAACUUUUUUUGGUAUAAUGUGUGUUUUUAAGAAUAGGGUUGGCAGAGUUCUAGGCAGAAGGCAUCAGUGUCAUUUCUUCAGGGAGCUUUUACAAAUGCUGUUUUCGUUGGCGUCUUUGUCUUCACACGGUCCUCAGUUACUAAGCGCUCACCCAAUCACUCAAGGCAAACUGCAAUCGGUCAAAACCAGGAGUUUGAUCGUAAUAGAGGAUAGUCGGUGGCACUGCUAUCCAACAGGAUAACGUUGUUCAUUCCAUCUAGCUCUCACUGCUUCACCUAGCGUGGUCCUUCUGUCAUCACUUAGUACAGUAAUACACUUUCUUAGUCUUUUUGAAGAUGUGUGUUGUAAUGUUUGUAUUUCUAAGUGUCAGGGAACCCGCAGUCACAGUACACUUACCUGGGUUUUUUCCACCUACCUAAGCUGCUACAACCUCAGUUAAAAACCCCGGAAAAACUGCAUACAGGCGAUACAAGGCCUGGAUUGCAUACCUCAAUCAACAGUUUGCUUAACCAUAGAAUUGCAUUGAACUGGUUUCUGUUUUUAAAUGUAACCUCUGGCAUGAAUUGGAAAAUGUAUUUUUGUUUUUCUUACAAAUGGACUGUAAUGCGGUAUCUUAAGAUGUCAAGUUUGUGAUUGUGUGUGUGUGUGCACACACGCAGCACGUCUUGGCUCGUUCAUAACCGGAGCUUGCAGACAGGUUGUUUAUAUUUGUGAAGCAAGUCAGGGAGACCUGUCGGCUUGACAACUGUGUUCGCUGACUGUGGUAGAUUAGCAGGUGUGUUUUUAUUCUUCUGGUGCACUGAAAUGUUGGUUCAAAUUUUCAUGGACAAAUAUUUGUGUGUUUGUUAGACUAGGCGCUCUUUUCACUUAACCAUUCUGUUGGCCAAUGUGUGUUUGGCACUAACACACAUUGCCACCAUCAAUAGUACACUGGUCAUUUCAUGUUAUUUUUUUCAAACAUCCAUCAACUACUUGGUACCAUAUGGGUAUCAUUUUACAUACCGACAUCUUGCAACUGUUCAUUUACAUACUGUUGAUGCGUUAGGAUGGGAUCAUUCUUUUUAAUGUACACCGUAUAUAAAUGUACAAUGUCUAUAUUUCUAUGGUGCCCUACAACAAUUUGUAUCAGAAAUGGUCAAUAAAGAGAAUUUUCUUUGUCA